UGCGGAGCUGGGGGAGAGGGGACGUGUGUGGCUGCAGUAGCAGGCGAGGAGGUGGGUUUUUUCUCGAGGGCGUCGGGUUUUGAACAGAAUCAGGACAUCCUCUGAGUUGGGAUUUUAAACGGUUCCACCGUUUGUUGCGUGGAGAACAGACAUGCAGGGGUGUCGGCAUGAAGGGAAGACCCGACUGCCACAGUCUGGGCAGCAGUGGAGGUGAGCGGCCAGGUGAAUUCUGGUGCAUCUGCGGAUGCAUCAGGUGUGGGCUGUUUGAAGAACGAACUGCUCCAUGUUGUUCAGCCUGAGCGCCUGGAAGAAGGGAGCUGCCGUAGACAGAAAGGAGAAUUGAAGGGAAAGCAGGUUUCCUUCAGGGGAAAGCUCAGGAGUCUGGGAUGUUCCAGGUUGGUCAUGUCACUGGACCUGACGUUGUUGGUGUCCUGGGCUGAGGACAGGGCCUAUGAACUGGACUGAGGAAGGUGAUGAACCGAUGAGCAGUCAGGCCUGGGCAGUUACAGCUUGAGGGAUCUGAUGGCCUUCGAGGAUGUGGCUGUGUACUUCUCCCAGGAGGAGUGGGGGCUCCUGGACACAGCGCAAAGGGCCCUGUACCGCCACGUGAUGCUGGAAAACUUCACACUUGUGACCUCACUUGGACUCUCCACCUCCCGACCUCAUGUGGUCAUCCAGCUUGAGCGUGGCGAGGAGCCCUGGGUUCCCAGUGGAAAGGACAUGACCCUGGCCAGGAACACCUACAGGAGGCUCAAUGCUGGUUCCUGGAGUUUGGCAGAGGAUGGAGAUGUUUCUAGAGAAUGUCCACCAGCUUUCCCAGAUACCCCACCUGGGAUGACUACUAGCGUCUUCCCAGUUGCCGGUGCCUGCCACAGUGUAAAAAGCCUGCAGCGACAACGGGGUGCCUCCCCAUCUCGGGAGAGAAAACCCACAGGGGUGUCAGUGAUCUACUGGGAGAGACUCCUGCUCGGCUCGGGCAGUGACCAGGCCAGCAUCAGCCUGCAACUGACCUCACCACUCAGGGCCCCCAAGAGCAGCCGGCCCAGGGAAAAGACCCUCACAGAGCACCCGGUGCCUGGGAGGCGGCCCAGGACGCCUGAGCGGCAGAAGCCAUGUGCACAGGAGGUCCCUGGGAGAGCCUUUGGGAAUGCCCCGGACCUGAAGGCCGCCAGUGGUGGGGGGGAUCGCAGAAUGGGUCCGACUUGGCAGGAGCCUCAGAGACUCCUCGGUGGC
This is a messenger RNA of Chlorocebus sabaeus (green monkey), 1233 nucleotides long. The record is from RefSeq and is a predicted model, not a curated record. NCBI's taxonomy places the organism in Eukaryota, Metazoa, Chordata, Mammalia, Primates, Cercopithecidae.